Messenger RNA from Megalopta genalis, 4400 nucleotides. RefSeq names its product microtubule-associated protein Jupiter (gene Jupiter). The record is from RefSeq and is a predicted model, not a curated record. Gene Ontology annotation, cellular component: nucleus. NCBI's taxonomy places the organism in Eukaryota, Metazoa, Arthropoda, Insecta, Hymenoptera, Halictidae.
CUGGUCGAGACAGUCGAGAGUUCGAGAGACGCAGUCGAUACGAGCCGUCAGUGAAUUUCGCGAUUGUACGGAACGCGGCACGCGUUCCUCUAUCGUGUUUCUCGAGUUUUUCGAGGUGGCGCCUCUCCUCUUCGUGCGGCGCGCAUUAGAAGGUUUUCACUUUGCGAUUCUGUCGCCGUCCCGAUCCAACGCAGGACUUGCGGACCGAGAAGGACAGACGAUCGAGCGACGUGAUCCAGCCUGGACUGACCCACGACGGGAGCCUAUUCCAACGUCGUCGUCGUCGUCGUCGUCGUCGUCGCCGUCGCCGUCGCCGCGACGUUUAAACCACGCGUGCUUAGUGUUGCGUCAGAUAGACAGAUAGAUAGAUAAAGAGUGGGAGAGAGAGUGAGAGAUAAAUAGAGAGAGAGAAAGAGGGAGGAAGAAAGAGAUAGAGACGCGGUGAUUCAAAUUCGGAGGUCACAGAGAAAAAUCUUUACACGGAGGAAAGAUGUGGGCUGGGCAGGACGAUACUCAACGAUUCAAAACCAGGGUGUUGAAACCUCCUGGUGGCGGCAGCAGCGACAUUUUUGGCGCAGCACCGGAAGAAACAAGCCCCCGACGCGUCAAGAACCACAACCAGUCGCAGCUCGGCAGCGCGUUAUUCGGCGAUGGUCCGAACAAGAACAGCUCCAACGAUACACCGCGCAACAAGCCCGGUAAUGAUUCAUACAAACGCCUGUUUGGCCCUCCCGAUGCCCCAUCCACCACCCCAAACGCGAAAAAUCACAUGCGCAGCAAUAUCUCCCUCAGCGGGGAUUCUUCGUCCUCGUCGGCAUCGUCGGGUGCCGCGACGUCGCCCGCGAAGAGCACCGCCAGCUCGGACUCGAUCGCGGGCGUCCUCAAUGGAUACGCUGCCAGCAAUGGCAACAACCUGACCAACGAUAUCACAGCUUUCAGGAGAAUCAAACGAUUUCGUGGAUCGUCUUGCAUAACGCGCAACCCGGUCACCGGCGACGGAGUUGACGUGACGCCGAUCAGGCGCAGCGCACGAAGGUGUCGAGAUGGUAAUCCGGUGACUGGGACUGGGUACGCGGAAUCGCAGAACGGGCCUACCACGGCUGUGCUAAACGGGACGUCCAGCUCCAGCUCUAGCAUCGGCGAGAAAUCCGCGGAUUCGUCGCCCGCGGCAAAGGCAUCCGGAGGCGGUCGCGCACGCGUCCCACCUGGUGGCUACUCAUCCGGCCUCUGGUAAAACCGCUGCGACCUGGGAUCUACGAUAGCUGAUCAUCGGCGUCCGUCUUUACCGCCGUUCACCCUUCCAGUGUCCCUUUCGCAGUACAAGCACUCUCUCCGAGGAUCCACCCCUCGGUUUCCAACGAAUCAAAACUCACGAUCCGUCGAGCCCGUGACUCUGCGAACCCUUUUACACCCUUGCAGAGGGAGACAGCCCUGGGAGCGUUCAUUCGGAUGGCUGUCGGGUCGCUAAAAUUGCCUGUCGGGUCGGCGAAGCUGCCUAUAGUUUGCCACUGGAAGGUCUCAUCGGCCGAGGUUGAACGGAUGCUGAAGCAGCGAUCGGAGGGAAUAUUGGGGAGCUACCGAGACUAUUAAAUGCAGAUGGCUAUCUUCAACCGAACCACUCUGUGUAGAAGCAAAUAAGAAUGUACGCUUCGCGAUGAUACGGUACAACCUUGUUUAUCCAAGUACUUCUUUCUUCUUCUCCUUCUUGAUGUUCAGAAAAGGACAGAAGUCCCUGUUUAGAUAAACAAGGUUCUACCGCUAUCUUAACAAGUUUUCUGAAUUCUAGUACACUAAAUUGUAGAGAUGUCCUAUAGCCAUUCUUCAGAGUCUGUUCAACUUCCAUAUCCAUGAAAUCUUCGGGUUUCUCUCGAAGAGUACAGAAAAUUCGGCAAACAUACUUGAACGAGGUCCUGGAAGGGCAAAAGAGCUCUUAUCUUGUCUCUGAAUUGUUUGUAGAACGACUAGGAUUCGUAAAAUCAUGAUUCUAAUCGCAAAUACACUGGAAGGGCCAACAAGCGGAAAGACGCCGAUGUAGAACGAGGAAGAAAAGCAGAGAGAGAAAGAGGGAAAGCAGUAAGAUCGAGAGAGAGAGAGAGAGAGAGAGAGAGAGAGAGAGAGAGUAAAUCCCUUGGGGAUCGAUACCCUAGAUCUUGAUCGCGCAAGACGGAAUUCAUAUAGUCGUUCUGUUCGAAAGAUCAUUCACCUAGAAUGGAAUCUUUGUUUCCCAUGCAGUCUGUUUUUGUAAAUGCGUAACUCUUAAGGUAUUGUGUACUACACACGGCAGAGCUCGUUCUUUCGAAUCACUGGAUUUAAGGGAGAAAGUAACUAAUCGUAGAUAUAGGUGAGAAUUUCUAUUCCGGAUACUGCUACGAUUCCCGAAAUCACAUCGAUUUCUGAACAGAGACAGGUUCGCCAUUCACGAUUGAGUCCUACGCUCGAAUUUCAUUUUACACGGUUCACUCUGGCUACGCAACCCUUCUUCUUCGUCGUUGAUCCUCGCACGUUCAGCGAUUUCCUCGAAAUUGUAUCCCAACUUCAACUGCAAUUGUGGAUCUUGACAUUUCCCAUACUAUUCAACCCUUUGCACUAUGCGAAUAAAAUUGCUAUUUAUUGUAUCUUUAUAACAGUCAACUUAAACUUCAUUUCCACUUAAAAGAACCGAAUUUAAUAAGUUAUGUUUUGUGGAUGACACGUUGUUAUAGUGCACAAGGGGUUAAUAAUACAAAUGCUUUCUUGUAAUCUUGCAUGAAGAUCUGCAAUCUAUUACGAAUGGGAAAAAUUCAUGAAUUCAUGAAUCGACCUAGUCCUGGGGUAAUGGGUAAUUAAUUUUGAGGUGCGUACGAGGGUUGCACGGGUAAUCGUACUUUCAUUAUCACCCCUUUGUUCGUUGGAAAGUAUUGGAAAAGGGAUAUACAGAGGAGUGUAUGUGUUCUGCACAAGAGUUACUUUCCAUGGAGAUCGAGAGCAUCCCCUCAUAUGUGGUGUGCGUAGCCAGAGCCGAUGGUUUAUUUUCGACAAAUUUUUAAGAGACACGACACUGUAUCUCCACGGUGUAUGAUGAUGAUGAUGAUGAUGAUGAUGAUGAUGACGACGACGGUAAUGAUCAUGAUGAUUAACGGUAGACUGGAAAACAUUCGAAGAUCACGUCUUUGAUCAUUAUCUUAAUGAGGAAUAAUUAAUGACUAAAGGGACUGAACGACGCGAGGCAAGGGAGAGAGAAAGACAGACAGAAAAGUUGCUAAAGUAAAAAGGCCAACCUCUUGACUGUAAGACUACUAAUUACACAGGGCGCUUAAUUCGACGAUAGAGAAUAAAAAAGGAACUCGAAACUGUACGAACGUCCAGAGAAGAAAGGAAAAGAGAGCGCUCGACAGACAGACACACGCGCAGGAUAAUUAAUUAUUUAGAUAACGCUCGAUGAACACCUCGGAAUUGUACAUUAGAAGUAGGCAUAUGUUACUCGACAAACAAACAAAAAUAAAUAAAAAAAACACGAUCCUUGUAACCGAUUAAACGAAAACAAAGGAAAAAAGAACCCAUGUCAAGUGCUUUCUUAAUUUUUGUGCCUUUUUGAAUGUAUAGUUUCUUUGGGUUUUUUCGCCCGCAUGUACGUCGUCGCGUCGCGUGUCUAUUUAGGAGGUGGGCGAGAAAGAGAGGAGGGUGGGAGAAGGAGAAAGAGAGAGAGAGAGAGAAAGAGAAAAAGGGUGAGCGAAUGAGAGAGAUAGCACGGUUCCUUUUCUUUUUUCAUUGCGUGUUUUCUGUUAAUUUCGUUGAUUCGAUAAGAAGACGAGAAGGAGAGGUGGAAGACGCGAUUUCGCAUUCAAACGGGAGGAUAUAAUUAUUCAUUUCUACUAAUCGUACGUAGAAAGGUACACACGCUGGAUACUCCUUACCCCGGACUUUAUCGAUCGUAACGAGUUAUGAUUACAAAGUAUCUGUUUAUCGAUUAUUAUCUACUGCACGCGCGCGCGCACACACACACACACACACACACGCGACACGACACACCUUGCGGUCAGCUCGAAGAAACGAGUAUAUAGCAAAAUGAAAAUCCUGUCGAAACUCUCGAGAACUGUUCUUUCAUAGACGCGUCGAUUUUUCCGGCCCUAGCUUGCUUCUUCUUUGUUUCACUAUAUACAACGCUAUAAUUGUAUUUAUUACACAGCUACACUCUUAUUUGCUCGCAUACAAAAGUAUACACACAGGCACAGACAUUCAGACACAAAUACAUAGAAACUCGGACUCUAUCAUCACAUUUUCUCCUAAUUUCCCGGAGAUAUACAAAUUCUGUUCUUCGACGUUUGGUGUGAGUAAAAUCGCAUUGUUUGUAUCGCAUCGUAUUCGUCAUAAGUAGCCCUUUUGUACUCUGGCAUUACUUAAUAAAAUUUUGUAAGCAACAA